GAACUGUUUUUCAGCCAGUGGAAUAUUGCUCUCCUGUUUUGAUCUUCUGGUAUCUAUCUUGACAGAGUGUCACCAUAUUAUACAGACACUGCCCCAUUUGGAACACACUUAAGUGUGGAAAACAUCCAUAUCCUGAGGCACCCCACCUCACCCUCAAUCCCAGCAUUCCUGUCCAGGCCAUCAACACAGGAUGAAAUUGUCUUGAAAUUGCAACUGUGCUUCAUUUCCCAACAAUGUUGCUCUAUGUAUACAAUGAUUCACCUAAUUUUCCACCCACUACUAAUAACAGAAAGUGGUGAAAAUAGAAGAUUUCUGCAUUUUAUUCUCACAAUUAUAAGGAGCAUUUUUGCAUACAGGCUAUAGUCAGUUUUGUUAUCAGGUUUUUUUAAAUGGCAGAGGUAGCAUCUGCCAGACAGGAGUUGGAAGUGAGAGAAGUGGGCGAGGAAAUCCACAGUCACUGACAUGUGUAGUAACUCCUGAGGAACUGAUAUGGAAUUGUGGCCAUCCAGAGGCACCAGUGUCAUUUUGACACUUGACACAUGAAUUUCUAGACAGAUCUGGGUUACUGGCUACCUAUACCUACACCUCGGCAUUCAAGCACCAGCGAGCAUCCAAGAUGGGCCAGAAGCAGGAAGACAGGCUGUCUGCAGAGCAGAAGGGAAGAGGGAAAUGGAAUGCAGCGGCUACACAGUUUGCAGCACACGCUUGUCCAUCUCCUCGUACUGCAGAGCACAGACAGGCCCUGCUGCUGUCCGUGCAGUGUCCCAAACCCUGCUGUGAGGAAUGUCACCAGCCAUUCCUGGGACAGGAGACGGGACAGCCCCCGGCAGUGUCCGGGGCAGUGCGGUCCCAGGGGGAAUCGCCUCUCGGAUGUUCCGGCUGCCAGGGGCACUCAGCGCACGGCGCCCUUCACCGCACAGGCUCUGGCAACUCGGAGAAACAGGCAGCUCGAAUUCAAGCUUGACGUAUUGUGUGUCCGUGAAGAUUAACCAGCUUUAAACGUAUGCUCAUAAGCCUAAUGCAGCCGCACCAACGCUGUUGCAUUUAUGUUUUAUUUCUCUCAAACAUAUACGGGAUAUUCCUGUUUUCUGUAGUCAAAGUCAGCAAUGAAACACUUGACUCCCUCUGGCAUCUUUUAUAUUAAAAAGGAUUUAUCAUUGUAAUACCUGGUCUUAUAGAGGAUCGGUUAAGGGCAUGCUUCACAUUAAAUGCUUGAUGAUUCUGAAGUCAACAAAACUGAUUUUUUUUUUUUUAAUUCCGCCGUUUAUGACCGAAAAGAGGAUGAAAACUUUCGUGGCCCGAGGAAGGCGUUUACCCUGGGAUUGUCCUGAGGUCACUGCGGGAGGUCGAGGCAGCCACAAGCCGCUCCCCCCCAGAGAAAGGGGGAGCUGACGAUGGGAUGAGGACAUCCCGACUGAGGCAGCAACGCCCGCCACGGUGUCCCCCGGUGAUCCCAUAGCCGUCCCGCCCUCUGGGAGGGACUCCGCCCUCACUCAAGAUGGCGCCCGCAGUGUCUCCGACGGGCUCUGACGUCAGCGCGCCCAUGGUGAAGAUGGCGGCUGUUUACCUGCGGCCUCCGCGGAACUUGCCCUUGUCCAACAUGGCUGUCGCUGCCCGAUUACUUCCGCUGGCAGCGGCGCGAGUUUGCCCUCAGUAGAGAUGGUGUAGCGCAGCGCGGAGAGGGCGGGGUGUGCCGGUGCCUGCGGUGAGGGGUCAUAGGGCACUGCUGUUAUGUCCUGGGUACAAGUUGCAGUCAGCCAAUCCAAUGAGGAUAUAUUUGAUGAAGAUGCAGAUGAGAUGUAUCUACUACAGAAGGAAUGGAACAGCACUAUGAAAAAGAGAUUGAAGGAAGGCUAUAGGGAUGGAAUUGAGGCCGGGAAAGAACUUGCACUCCAGAGAGGCUUUAAUCAAGGUUACAGACAUGGUGCCGAGCUGAUGAUUACAUGUGGCCAAUUCAAAGGAACCCUGAAUGCUCUCCUAACCUGGUGUCAUUUUAAUGGACAUGAUUCUGCUUUAAGUACAAUAAAUAAUCUUCUUGAUGUGGUUCGAAAGCACGAAGAUGAUAUGCUUAAGUAUCUGAAUUCUGCUGAAGAACAGCGACAGCCACAUCUUGGACACAUUUUAGACUCAGUUCAGGACAUGGACCUUAAUCACACAGCUGGGACAGAGUACAAGGAAGUUAAAGACGGAAAACAUGAAGACUGUGGCAGCUCCAGUGAAAACAUUUGUAGGAAUAAUGGUGACAUUGGGUCCUUGCAGUCUGAGUGCAGCAAGACAAACAUCUGCACAGAUCCUGAGAAGUCAACCCUUGCUUGGGUUAAAAAGCAGACUGUUUGGUUAGUGGAGCAACUGGGCUUAUCACUGGAUAUACUCCAUCAUGUCCAGCAACUGGAACAUUAGUUUUUCUGUCUCAUGGUACUUAAAACUAUCGCAGCUGAUUUUGAUUCUUAGUUUGUGGGCCAUGUACAGGCUGAUGCAUCACUUUUGUUUUAGAAAAAUAUGAUUUUGGUGCUUUACAGUAGAAACAAUUUUUGUAAGUCUUCAUCAUGAUUUUGGCUCCUGGCAAAACCCUUCACUUUCAAUCUUAAAGGUAAUAUUCACAGAAAGGGGCAAUGACUUCAAAGCUUUACAAAGAGUUACUGAACAUGGUUCUGUUUUAUGUCAGGAGCUCCCAUCUCACCUUUAUUUUUUUAUUGGCAGCAGUUUGGAAAUGAAGUGGGUCCCCUCUAAUAGCUCCUCUAGGUUGGUCCCCUCCGGUAUCAAAAGAAUAAAUGCUCAGUGCUAUGGAAAUGGUCAGUGUUUUUGCAGAAGAAGCUGCUAUUGAUGAUACACUGUGUGCAAAAUAGAACAUGAUCUGCUGCUGAUUCCUGGAGUGCUGUGACUUUCUAGUCACCUUUUAUCAAAUUCAUUAUGUUAUCUUUUGUACCCGUGCUGCAAUGCACUUUCAUUGAUAAAAACUAUUUUCCCUCUUUAUAUAGUUACAUUUGUCAUUUUUGCUGAAAACACCAUUUUCUUCAAAUUGCAGAAUUGCUGACAAUUCUAUUGUUUUACUCUUAGACAUCUACUCUUACCAUGUAAGACCACACUAAGCAAGCUUCCAGUCUAAUGAACAUCCUUGUGUUAUUUUUGUAUUUAUUUUGUCAAUCCAUCUAGCCUGAACUCUUUACCACAUUCCAAUAAUGUUUUUCUCAAACUCUUCAAGGAAGCCUUAGAACCUCUUAGAAACACAUCAGCCACACAUGCCUAUUUUUUAUUAUUUCGUAUUUCGGUAACUAUUCUAUAUUUGACUUGCUUUCCCAUUGCUUCCCUGAACUGUAGCUGUAAAUUGCUCAGGAAGUUUUUUCUUUGUGAAUGCCUCUGUUUUACGUUAAUUAAACUGAUUUAUAGUAAGUUA
Molecule: messenger RNA, 3394 nt
Organism: Catharus ustulatus (Swainson's thrush)
Lineage: Eukaryota; Metazoa; Chordata; Aves; Passeriformes; Turdidae
Gene: YAE1
Product: YAE1 maturation factor of ABCE1
Exons: 4
Coding region: 1732-2400 (222 amino acids)
Source: RefSeq, a predicted model, not a curated record